Messenger RNA from Aethina tumida (small hive beetle), 4505 nucleotides. RefSeq names its product dystrobrevin beta. The coding region runs from base 143 to 2647 and encodes 834 amino acids. Gene Ontology annotation, molecular function: zinc ion binding. Gene Ontology annotation, cellular component: synapse; plasma membrane. The record is from RefSeq and is a predicted model, not a curated record. Lineage: Eukaryota; Metazoa; Arthropoda; Insecta; Coleoptera; Nitidulidae. Gene Ontology annotation, biological process: synaptic signaling. The transcript is spliced from 17 exons.
CGCCAAUGGUUUCAGGGGCAGGUGCUCAAAGAAAAUGGCGUAUUUUACAGAAUCUUGAGUAGUAAAUCUCAAGAAUUCGCGGAUUUAUGUGUGAAAUACAGUGAAUUUAUUGUUUUUAUAUGAAAAUAACAUAACAUACAAGAUGCAGGCUCAAGAAGGCCUGUCUGGGUCCUCUGACCACCGAUUAGCUCUAAUACAUGAGAUGAGUGCCCACAAUUUCGACCUCAUCAGAUUUGCAUCUUACAGAACUGCAACUAAAUUGAGAUUUAUUCAGAAGAAAGUCAGUUUACACGCGGUGGAUAUUUGGAAUGUAAUCGAAGCAUUCAGAGAGCAAGGCUUGCACGCCCUAGAACCGUCUUCGGAGCUGAGCGUGGCUCGUCUCGAAACGCUACUGUGUUCCUUGUACCACAGCUUGAACAAAAGGGCGCCGCCGACGCAACAAGCCCACGUUGACGUCUGUUCCAGUCUACUGCUGAAUUGGAUUCUUGCCGCUUAUGCGACCGUCGAUAACGUCGGUAAAAUACGAGUAUUUUCUAUAAAAGUGGCGUUGGCGACUUUAUGCGCUGGGAAAUUGGUUGACAAGUUAAGAUAUAUUUUUUCGCAGAUUUCUGAUAGUAAUGGUCUAUUGCUGCAGUGGAGAUUUAACGAGUAUCUACAAGAAGUUUUAGCUUUGCCUGCGGCUGUUUAUGAGUCUCCCACAUUCAAUUACACUGAUUCGUUAGCGAAUUCCAUUUUUAGUCCGAACGCUAAUGUUACCGUCAAUGAUUUUCUGGAUACUUUAAUGUCAGAUCCUGGACCUCCAGCUUUAGUGUGGCUUCCACUUUUGCAUAGAAUAGCAAAUGUUGAGAAUGUAAUUCAUCCAGUCCAAUGUGACGCUUGUCAAAGAGAAAACUUUACGGGCUUUCGUUAUCGUUGCCAGAAAUGCCCCCAUUACACCUUGUGUCAGGAUUGCUUCUGGAGGGGACGAGUUUCUCAACCUCACACAUUGGAUCACCAAGUGAAAGAAUACGCAUCCUUCUCACCCAGUAAGACAAUAGGACACUCGCUGAGAAAAUCAUUCCGUUGUGUUCCCGACAAGCAAAGAAACAAUCUUCCAAGAUUUCCAGAACAACCUGAAAAAACGCUUAAUUUAUCUCACAUUGUACCGCCCUCACCGAUUCCUUCCCAUAACGGCUUCCCAGAUGGCAACUUUACUUCACCAUUCGAUGGCAUGGGUAGUUUAGACAGUAGAUCUACAGCCAGAAGUUUGGACAGCGCAAGAGAUGACGAACAUCGACUGAUCGCCCGUUAUGCGGCAAAAUUGGCUCAAGAAGCCCGCUCGGGAAUGCCGCGAACCGGUACCGGUUACAGAAAACACUCCCUUACGUUGGACACGGGUCGAGUUCCAUCCGAGGCUUGUCUGGGAAUGGAUUCAACCAGGGCUCAGAGAGAGUUAAUAAGUCAAUUGGAGGCUAAGAAUCGUGAAAUUAUGAGAGAAAUAGCUAGAUUGAGACGUCAACAAGAACUCGAGUCCAGUGGACAUGGCGCUGACAAUCCCGUGUUAAUGAACGAGUUGAGGGCCUUACGCAUGAGGAAAGACGAAUUAGAAACUCAUUUGACAACAUUGCAAGAUUCUAGAAGGCAACUUAUGAUACAACUUGAAGGCCUAAUGAAAAUGUUGAAGAACCACCAAGCUUCACCGCGCAGCACGCCAAACUCGUCGCCGCGCAGCACUAAAUCCCCUCCUCUUCCGCCCGGCGCCGCGCCCUCCACGCAAUCGGGCGGUCCGCGCAGCGCCCCACAGACCCCGAUGGGCCUGCCGCCUACCAGCCAGCCCAUGUCCAACAGCGUCGGCCCCAUCCAGCAACAGCACCAGCCCGCCCCGGACCGACCGCAGAGCAUCCAGCACACGCCGCAAAGUCUGGUGCAGCCACUGGGCAAUUUGGUGGUGAGCGGCGGCCGCGAGCCCAUGAACAACAUGCCGGAGAGGGGCGACAGGGGCAUGCACGGAGUGAACAGCGAUUCACUGGUGGGCGUAGGGGGAGACGUGAGAAACGCGUUUGGCGGAUCUUCCAACAUCAACAUGGGAGGGGCAAAUGGUAAUGGUACUCCUGGAUCUGUUGGCAGAUCCUUGAGGAAUGAUCUGCUUGUUGCUGCUGAUUCUGUCACGAAUGCAAUGUCUACAUUAGUGCGGGAACUCAAUUCAGAACCUACCAAUCCAUCAGAGGCUAGUGGUAUCAGAAAACCUUUUGAUUUCGAGGACGACGGCGAAGACGAAUCGGACGGCGGAUGGCAGCAGGAACUGCAGCGACGCUACGCCCAAGAUCAGAACUUCAUGGCCGAGCUGCGGGCUCGCCAUCCCACCAGUCCGCCCGAGGGCGGUCAGAUGAUCAAUCAACAUUACAUGGCGCCCGGUCCGAACUACAAUAACCACGCGGCCGCCCAGCAGCACUACUACGCGUCACAGAACAACGUGGGCUACGCCCAGAACUACCCGAACUAUCCGGGUCCGAAUCAGGGACCGUUCGGGCCGCAGCCUUCGAAAAUGAAACAAGAACCUAUUAAGAACAACGAGGCAAAUGAUGGUGUAGCAGAAAAACAAGAAGUAAUAGUUAGAAAUAAGGAAACCCUCCAAUUUGAAGAAGCUCUAAAGCAAUGGGUAAACUGAUGAAACUUAAAUAAUUAAGUUAUACUGUAAUUAACAAUCCUAUGUAAGUUGUGAAGUAUCAUUGAGUGAUUAAAAUUGAAAGCCGAAUCGAUUAUGUAAGACGAGGUAAACUGAAUCAGAUUGAUUUAAACUUGUGUAAGAUGGAUUUGAAUUUAAUUUUAAAAUUUUCUGAUUAGUAUAUAUUGUAGAGAGUGCAAUAUUUUAGUUUUCUUUAAAAUUCGCCUUAAAUUAUUUAAUUAAUUCAUAAUUAAACGUGUAUGUAUACAGUCAAUAUACUGGAUGUAUUUGUUCAGCAGUUACUUUUGAUGAUAACUAAUUAAGCAGACUUCCAGUAAAUUAUUAUUUGACUUCUAAAAACAAUACACACUUCUAAUAUUUAAAUAUUGGAAAAAUUCCGACAUUUUUAGCUCCUUCAGAUGAUUGUACUUAAUUAGUUCGUAUAGCACGGUGGGUGAGGAAAAAGGUCUAAAAUACUUAAAGCGUACUUGAUUAACAGUAGGUUGAUCGGUAUGAAAAGUCGUCCACGGUGCAACUAGAAACAGCGACACUUUUUGACUGUACAUUCAAGUGGCUUAAAUUUUGUUCAGCACUGGAGCAUUCAGAAGUGUCUGAUAAAUUCUAAUCAAUACAUACGAUUAUUUUACUUUUUUAGUACCUAGAGCCUACCAUUGCAAAUAAUCAAAAAUAAUUAAUAUACUAUGGGUGUGUUAAAUUGUUAGUUAGGUAUUAAAAUGUAACUAAUAAUCAGACAUGUAAACAUGUUACUCUUUGCUCUGGUUGGGUUCUAGUUUAAGUCUAGAAAUAUAUGGAAGAAAUUAUUAGGCAUAUAAUGCGUGUAUAUAUUAAGUGCUUAACUAUGUAAAAAAUUUUUUGAUGUCUACAAAGUCUAUAAUAAUUGGGAAUUGUAAAACAUUCAUAAUUUAUGGCCUUUUAUUCCUGUGAAUGACAAUUUAGCUGUGCAUUUUUGUGAAAUCGUUUUCCACGACAUUAGCCUUGAUUUCUAUCAUAUCUACAAAUCAAAUAGUUUCUGUAUCUAGAAAAUAUCUUAUUAUUGUAAUAAAACUGUUGUUUAUAUGUAUUUAUCUACUCAGGUUGUAUUGUAAAUAAUCGAUUACUAUAGAAUUGUAGACUGUACAUUUAAGUACUUUUGAAGUUUUCUUUAUUAAUGUCCACUGUUUAUUAAAUAUGUAAUUGUGGUAGGGUGGUUCCUAAAAUAUUCGAUGCUCUGUACUUUAGUUUGAAACUACAAUCAUUAUCAUUAUUCACCCUUCUGAUGCUAUCUCUGUAAAUACUAAAUUCAUUCAAUCUACUGGAUAAUUAAAUUUGCAACAGUGGAUGUUACACUUGGUGGAAAUUUAAAAUUUCAUCAGAAUUUUGUAAACUAACAAAUAAUAAUGGCUGAAUGUCAAUAACUUUUGAAAACCCCCUCAUAAUAAGUUGUAAAAAUCAUUUAAAUGUGAUUUCGUUUAUAAAUUAUAGUUGGACCAAUAUAUUUAUCUAUCCUAAUGUUUAAUAAUAUAGCUAAAUCGCUUUUACCAUAAUAAAUUUCAUACUUUUACUAACCAACCUUUUCAUAUAAAAAACUAAAUUAUAGGGAAUAAACAUAAUCACGGUAAGGACAUUGCUGGAGAGUAGUCAGUUAUAUAUGAUAGAAGAUGAUUACUUCCGUUGUUUAUAGAAAUCUUCAUUUCGAAUAUAUCACGUAGCCUGGACUUUUAUUAAUUUUGUAUUGUUACGAAAUGUUUUACUAGAUAUUAUGUACAAAUACUUCUUUGACUGAGAUUAGUCAUAGUUGAAGAAUUGUUAAAGUUUUACAUGUUAUACUGUAGAUCUUGAUUAAAUAAUUUCCAAAAAUAUA